AGACAACAUGGCGGGGCACUGGUCGAGGCCAAGCAGUGCAGAGGAGGAGAAGAAGGAGGAAGAAGAAGAGGAGGAUCUGUUCUACGAUGGCCAUCAGAACUUCGCACAGGAGCUGGCCGUCAUUGUGGACCAAGAAGCCACGGCCGUCUCCCCUUCAGACCGGCUCAUGAACAUAAUCACCAUUGGACUGCAGCACGAACAUGAGUACGAAACGGAACCCCAGACCAGCGCCCCCGAGCCAGCCAUGUAUGAGACCGCCCAUGUCACCUCCCACAAGGACAAGUGUCGUGCCGCAGCCUUCUCCAUGGACGGGAGUUUAGUGGCCACGGGGAGUGUGGACGCCUCUAUAAAGUACAUCCUGUCGUCGGGUCUGGACAGCAUUGUCAAGUUGUGGGAGCUGUCAACAGGCCGAUGCCUCAUUGCCUACACUGGUGCCGGCUCAGUGGGCCGGCAGGAGCACAGCGCACACGCCAUGUUCAACCACACCGAAGACUUUGUCAUGUUCCCGGACGAGGCCACCACCUCCCUCUGUGCCUGGGACGCUCGCAACCUGCUGUCCCUCGGUCACAAUGGCCCUGUGCGACACAUGGUCCACUCACCCUGCUCGCCGGCCUUCAUCACCUGCUCAGAUGACUACCGGGCAAGGUUCUGGUACCGCAGGAAUGUCCACUGAAACCCUUCAACAAGACUUUGCUGAGGGUCAAGGGAAGGGCCUUUUAUCCAAUUUUUGUUUUAUAACAAUACAGUUGGGUGUUUCAGUUUGUACGCACCUUGUAAUUAGUACUCAUGCCAAGAAUAAAGGUACCUUGGAAAAGUAAGCAGAAUUAAAAAUAGGAAUGAUUGUCAAAGUGAAGAAUGAUUAUCAAUCUGUAUUUUGACAGCAUUAGAUACUCAAUCUUUCUUAUGCUUGUCUAGUGAAAAAUAAUAAUAAUAAGAAGAGAGAGAAUGUUAUGAGCUAUGAUUAAGUAUCUGGAGGUGUGAGAACUUCAAUUCUUUCUUUAAUUCCUACUAGAUAUAUUAUUAAGUCCGUCUUAGAAAAUUAAGUAAGAAGUCAAGAUAAAAGAUACAGGUAAGGAUGAGAGAGCCAUAUCCUCCACAGGAAUAAGUCAAAAUAUAUUAGUUCCCCCAUGUUUAAAAAGAGAGAGAGAGAGAGAGUGUGUGUGUGUGUGUGUGUGUGUGUGUGUGUGAGAGAGAGAGAGAGAGAGAGAGAUUUACAUAGAAAAUCAGACCACACAGACCCCAUGGUCCAGACUAGGUGGUCUGUCCUUAAACUUAAAUGAUUCUACAUUAAUCAGAAGGCUCCAAAACGAAGAGUAACAUUGAAUUGAAUUGAAUUGAAAUAUUUAUUGUUGUAAAAUACAACAAAGGGGAAUGGCUGGGCUUGCAGACAAAGCCCUGACUAUAUAGGCUAGUUGCAAAAAAUAAAAAUCUCCAUUGUACAAAAAUAAAACAUGUUGAGGUUAGUUAAAAGAAAUUAGAAUGUAAAUACUGAUAAUAUUCCUGAGGAGGUACACAUGCAAUUACCACCAUGCACAUGAGUCUAAACACUAUCACCAGUAAACAUAAUUGCAUCAGUAGAAUCAAAAAGCGCCUCCCAUCUAAUACCAUUUUGAGGUCUGAUGGCUACCAAGUUCUUUACAUCUAGCAUUGAAAUCACCCAUGAGUACAGUCUGUUCUUCCAAAAUACGGUCAGGGAGAUGUUGAACAUGGAAAUCACCUGAGUGAAUAUAUGAAUUUGCAAAGAAAAUUUGAUCAUUAGGGGUGUGCAAAGUAACAAUGACAAUUUCAACACCUUGACGAGAACUCUUUUCCCCACAUACGUUUUACAAGGCCUACAUAGGGGUCAUGGGCCUUUCCUAGUGUAGUUUUAUUUUAUUUCUGACAUAAACGUGAAAAAACACUUAUUAGGCGCAUUUGACAUCGUUUUUUGUCCUGUAGACAUAACUGAUGUGAGAAUCGGAGGCGUUUUUCAAGAAUGCCGACCCAGAGAUUAUGAAAAAAGGCAAAAUUGUGCCCGAUCAGGUAUUUUUGGCCAAAGUGAAUUGAUUUAGGCCAAACGCUUGACAAAAAGCCAAAAUUGAGGUUUCAUUUAGCCUCAAAAAGGUCAACUCGGUGGGUGGUUCUUUAGAAUAUUCGUGUAUUUUAAAUGUCCUUUAGCUUUACGGUUAUGAGCUAUAUUAUUGUAUUUUUAUAGUCAUUAAUUUAUAGUUCGUCCGUGCGUAAGAUCAUUAAUACGCUUGGGGGAGGCACUAUGGUAAAUUUGGCGGGGUCAGCGCGUCGGUUCUUUCCUGGAAUAUUCGUGUAUUUAAAAUGUCCUUCAGCUUUACGGUAAUGAGCUAUAUUAUUGUGUUUUUAUAGUCAUUAAUACAUAGUUCGUCCCUGCGUAAGAUCAUUAAUACGCUUGGGGGAGGCACUAUGGUAAAUUUGGCGGGGUCAGACCGUCGGUUCUUUCCUGGAAUAUUCGUGUAUUUAAAAUGUCCUUCAGCUUUACGAUUAUGAGCUAUAUUAUUGUGUUUUUAUAGUCAUUAAUACAUAGUUCGUCCCUGCGUAAGAUCAUUAAUACACUUGGGGGAGGCACUAUGGUAAAUUUGGCGGGGUCAGCGCGUCGGUUCUUUCCUGGAAUAUUCGUGUAUUUAAAAUGUCCUUCAGCUUUACGGUUAUGAGCUAUAUUAUUGUGUUUUUAUAGUCAUUAAUUCAUAGUUCGUCCGUGCGUAAGAUCAUUAAUACGCUUGGGGGAGGCACUAUGGUAAAUUUGGCGGGGUCAGCGCGUUGGUUCUUCUCUGAAAUAUUCGUGUAUUUAAAAUGUCCUUCAGCUUUACGGUAAUGAGCUCUAUUAUUGUAUUUUUAUAGUCAUUAAUUCAUAGUUCGUCCGUGCGUAAGACCAUUAAUACGCUUGGGGGAGGCACUAUGGUAAAUUUGGCGGGGUCAGCGCGUCGGUUCUUUCCUGGAAUAUUCGUGUAUUUAAAAUGUCCUUCAGCUUUACGGUUAUGAGCUAUAUUAUUGUGUUUUUAUAGUCAUUAAUUCAUAGUUCGUCCCUGCGUAAGAUCAUUAAUACGCUUGGGGGAGGCACUAUGGUAAAUUUGGCGGGGUCAGCGCGUCGGUUCUUUCCUGGAAUAUUCGUGUAUUUAAAAUGUCCUUCAGCUUUACGGUAAUGAGCUCUAUUAUUGUAUUUUUAUAGUCAUUAAUUCAUAGUUCGUCCCUGCGUAAGACCAUUAAUAAGCGUGUUUGAGAUACUAAGCUUGGCGGGGAAGCGAGCCUUGGCGCCAUUCCCGGGCCGACCUCCAUUCCGAGCAGACGCACGGCAAGACGCUCCUCACGAUGGCGCCAAAUAUUCACGAUUAUAACGCCGCAGCCCGGUUAUUCGGCAAUAGCACUACUUAAUUAAGUUGCCCUGACACAACAUGUAAGGGGCAGAAACAGAAGGUUACAGCACCCAAUACCUACCACAACAUGCUACUGCACACAAUACUAGCACAGCCAUACCAAGAAAACAAGGUGGACAUUUUAGAACUAUUGUUAUGUAAAGAAGCAAUAAGACUGUGAAGUCAAGAAAGACCUGAUCAGAAGAAUGGGGAAGAAGAAGAAAAGAAAACUGACCUCUUUUACAAUACACAGGUUACUGGACCCCUCCCUUUUACACAGACUACUACUACUACUGCUACUACUACUACUACUACUACUACUACUACUACUACUACUACCAUAUUGCAGCUUUAAUCAAGAAACUUGAAACAUGCAUAAACAGAAGGAAGGAAAUUAAAUAUAUGCAAGAAUUUUGGAAGAAUCGCUUAAAAUCUGAGAAGAGACGGCAGCACUCAACCAGGCACAAGAAAAUCAAGAAGUGGAGGCUCCGAACUGCACUGAACUGAACUGUAAACUUUAUCAGAAGGGAGGAUAUUAAAUAUACUCAAGAAUUUUAGAAGAAUCGCUUAAAAAUCAGAGAAGAGAAGGCAGCACAACCAAGCACAAGAAGACCAUUUAGAGGGGCAAAGGCAACCCUCCGAACAGAACUGGAAACAAACAGAAGGGAGGAAAUUAAAUAUACUCAAGACUUUUAGAAGAAUCGCUUAAAAAUCAGAGAAGAGAAGGCAGCACAACCAAGCACAAGAAGACCAUUUAGAGGGGCAAAGGCAACCCUCCGAACAGAACUGGAAACAAACAGAAGGGAGGAAAUUAAAUAUACUCAAGACUUUUGGAAGAAUCGCUUAAAAUUCAGCCAGGCACAAGAAGACCAUUUAGAGGGUCCGCUGCAAAGGCACUCCCUCCGAACUACACUGCACUGAACUGACCUGGUUACGGCGCCUGUGCAAGUGA
Molecule: messenger RNA, 4314 nt
Organism: Eriocheir sinensis (Chinese mitten crab)
Lineage: Eukaryota; Metazoa; Arthropoda; Malacostraca; Decapoda; Varunidae
Product: cleavage stimulation factor subunit 1-like
Exons: 8
Coding region: 8-673 (221 amino acids)
Biological process (GO): mRNA 3'-end processing
Cellular component (GO): mRNA cleavage stimulating factor complex
Molecular function (GO): RNA binding; protein binding
Source: RefSeq, a predicted model, not a curated record